UCUAAUAUUUUUUUUUAAAUUAUUUUGACUUUAAUUUAAGCCUCGUGUCGUUGUAUCACAAAGUAGUUCGCCUACAUCUCUUUAGAAUCGUUUCAUUUUCACAACAAUGUGCUUCGCACUUCCUCUUCUUCCCUCCGUGAGCCGGUUCAUGUGUUUGUGGAUAUCUUUCGAUUCCGUUUUUACUUCACACUUUGCAUUCAUGCUGUGGGAUGACAAGUGACCAACAAGUUCAUGCAUAAUUUCUUUGACCUUUAAUCGUUGACAUCAGCAUAUUUUAUUAGCCUUUAUUUCUGUUGGAGUAGAGAGAUGGGGACGGUCAUUGAUGACAUCAGACAGCUAUUAAAAGACUGUGAGCUGUUUGUUUUUGAGAUACUUCAUGAUGAGAAUCUCAGUAAUCCUGCUCAAGAGGCCAGGGAAAUUCUCCUACGAAAUUUUCAUAUCAUCCAAAAGAGAUACCCACAAGAAUUCCCCCACAGAUUUGAAUCCAAUCUUGAGGAUAGUUCAGAUGACAACCGCAGCUCCAGUCUGGGACGCUCUGCCCCCUCAGAUGAUAUGUCAGUGGCCUCUGACUACCAGGAGGAAGGUGCUUCUGAACUUUUUGAAGAGAUCCCUCUGGUGGCUCCACAGGACCUGAGUAACAUUCUAAAGCAAGGCUACCUGGAGAAGAAAAGACGAGAUCACAGUUUCUUCAGCAUAGAAUGGCAAAAGCGAUGGUGUGUUCUGAACAACACAAUAUUUUAUUACUUCGGGAGUGAGAAAGACAAGCAGCAGAAGGGCUCAUUUUAUAUCAACGGCUACAGUGCAGAGCUAGUGCCCAGCUUACGCAAGGACUCCAAGAAGAAUUCAUGCUUCGAGAUGACUGCUCCUGGAAGACGUUCUUACCAGUUUACUGCCAGCAGUCCCCGUGAGGCCAGGGAAUGGGUGGACCAGAUCAAUUUUGUUCUUAAGGAUCUGAGCUCUAACUUCAUUCCCUUUGACGAUGAUGAGGAAGAGGAGGCAGAAGAAGAGGAAGAGACAUAUGAUGACAUUGAACGAGCUACCACACCACCACGUCCUGGGCCAGCAUCUGCUCCAGUUCCAAACCCGAGUCUGGGUCAAACUUCCCAAAACAGCAGCAAGGAAUGGAAAGACCAAGCAGGGACUCAGGAAGAUGAAGAAGAGGAUGAAGAGGACGAAGAGGACAUUUAUGAAGUGCUUCCAGAGGAUGAAAAUACUGACAAUGAUGAAGAGUGGGAUGAAAAGCCUGGUUCUUCAGAUUAUGCAAAUUAUUACCAAGGCUUGUGGGACUGCGAAGCUGAUAAACCUGAUGAGUUGGCCUUCCAGAGAGGAGAUCUCAUCUACAUCCUCAGCAAGAUGGCUGGAUGAGUGAAUCCCUGUGCAGCACUGAGCGUAUGGAGCUGAUGCUUUACGAUGUGAGUUAAGGAAAGAGAAGCAGGAGAGGAAAAGUGGAGGAGGGGGUUGUAGCACCCGAGUGCCGGGUUCAGCGGCGGGGCAAUGAGAGACUUCCUGCGCUCCAUCACUCCCAAGGCCUACCUCAGUCAGCUGGUGGCCAGCAGCAGAGGCCUCAUGUCUCAUUCUUAUUACCAUGUCUACUGCCUCCAUGGUGUGUGUGCGUUUCUACUCGUAACUGGAAAAAAAUGAAUGCACAGGGGCACCGAGGGAGAGUUUGCAAAGAAGGGAAAUGAUUAAAACACGAUUGAGGAAGGAGGCGUGGAUGCAAAGUGUCAUCUUAGAGGGAAAUUUAUAGAGGGGAGAGGAAGAAAAGGUUGAUUGGUAUUCUGUUGCUAUUAUAGAUAUGAGUCACUUUUGAUCCUGUCAUGAUAUUGUUCAAGUUAAGCCACUCCUUUUUAAGGCAUCAUUAGCUGUCAAUCUGUCCCCUAGUUGCUGGAGAGCAAUAGGCCCAUUUGAAUACCAUUGCCAGCCGCCCCCCUGAGUGAGAAAUAAAUGAUAUCAGUGGCACACUGCAGGUGUUGUCAUGGCAACACAGACUCCCGAAAGCUCCCUGUGCCAACUCCGCCUUCCUCGGAAGAAGGUCAUGCGGAGGUCAGCGCCAUCGCAGCAAUGCACUUCACUUUCACAGCAGCUGCCCACCAGACCUAGACCAAACUGAGAUGGACCUGACCCUGUCCUGUUACAGAGAAGCUUCCCGAAAAGCCACCCAUUAUCCCUGUCCCACACAGUUCUUUCGGGUAAAUCUCUAUAACAUCUUUUUCUACAGUCAGGCGCAGAUUGGAUGUCUCCCAAAUGCCUCUAGCUGACAGAUGCAUCGUCGAAAAGCAGUUUGCUAAUACUGGGAGGCAGGAAAAAUGAGGCAGCAAUGAAAACGACACGAGUCAUCGAAAUGGGACGGACUGCAAUGGAAUGUAUUGACUCUCUUUCUUUUACUGUGUGUGUACUCUGUUUGAACCCACAUGUACACCAUCUUGGGGAGGAUGGGGGUGAGGAAGGUGGGGCGGAGGAGGCGAAUUGAAUGGGUGGAGGUGCAGCAUGUUCAAAAUGGCUU
This is a messenger RNA of Carassius carassius (crucian carp), 2503 nucleotides long. Its product is annotated as src kinase-associated phosphoprotein 1-like. Bases 307 to 1365 code for a protein of 352 amino acids. Lineage: Eukaryota; Metazoa; Chordata; Actinopteri; Cypriniformes; Cyprinidae. Gene Ontology annotation, cellular component: plasma membrane; cytoplasm. The transcript has 12 exons. Gene Ontology annotation, molecular function: protein binding. The record is from RefSeq and is a predicted model, not a curated record.